Strongylocentrotus purpuratus (purple sea urchin) is the source of this 1351-nucleotide messenger RNA. Its product is annotated as transcription factor MafK-like. Gene Ontology annotation, molecular function: DNA-binding transcription factor activity, RNA polymerase II-specific; RNA polymerase II cis-regulatory region sequence-specific DNA binding. The transcript is spliced from 4 exons. Gene Ontology annotation, biological process: regulation of transcription by RNA polymerase II. The record is from RefSeq and is a predicted model, not a curated record. Bases 383 to 904 code for a protein of 173 amino acids. Lineage: Eukaryota; Metazoa; Echinodermata; Echinoidea; Camarodonta; Strongylocentrotidae. Gene Ontology annotation, cellular component: nucleus.
AUUACGCUGAGUCAGCAGUUUUUUACGUACACAACUUUUGCGAAAAACCUGCAGGUUCGGAGAGAUUUCUACGGAUUGCCCCAUUAAGAAAUAAUUUGAUACUUAUAAUUGUGACUGGCAGCCACCCCAGCCACAGCAGGCUCAACAGCAGUUCACGCCAACCCAUUUCGGGCAGAGCAGUCUUGCAGGACCGGCCGACUUCUCUCACUUCUGUAAUUUUGCUGACCAGGCGCAAUCCGUCCAGGGUCAGAGCUUCGGUGACCAUCAGAGCUUGGCCUUCCAGCCGCAUCACACGCAGACCUUCCAGCAGCAGGUAUCGCAGAGGACCUUCUUUAGUCCAGGUCAUCUAGCGGACCGUACAAUCUUCCCACCUGAAGCAGCCAUGGUGCGUAAGGCCGGACCUACCAACAUGAAGAUGCGGCAGGAGAUUCCUGUGCAGCCGCCCGAACAAGUGAUCAAUGAUGACGAGUUGAUGAGCUUCUCGGUUCGCGAGCUGAACCGUCGGCUUCGGGGCUUGCCUAAGGAUCAAGUGGUACAGCUUAAGCAACGUCGUCGUACCCUAAAGAACAGGGGCUAUGCAGCAAACUGUCGUGAGAAGCGAGUCACUCAGAAAGAAUCUUUAGAAGUGGAACAAGAUAGACUCAAGAUGGAGGUUGAAAAGCUGGCCGUUGAGAAUGCCAGGCAGCGAGAAGCCCUUGACGACCUCCACAGGAAGUACAAAUCCCUCCUCCAUGUCACCGCCAAGAGUGGUCCCGAGAAGAUCAAGGUAUUGUCUGGACCGUUGACCCUCGCUGACCUUAACAAGGACAACACCAUCCCUGGUCCAAGCCACCGACAACAAGAUGGGCCUGUUGCAGGUGUUAUGGUCAAGCAGGAGAUCGUGGAUCAGAGAUUGGGGGAUUAAAAGGAGAUCAUCCCAAUCCAUUUAUGACUUUGUAAAGAUCUAAGUUCAGAGAUAUGGACUCUAUACAACUGCGAUCCUUGUUUGGUAUUUUUCAUCCAUGUACAUGUAGACGUGGUAGAUGAGUAGAUCCAAGGCAGUAGAUCCAAGAUUGGAGAUUAAGAUUAACUCUAAUCCUGAUCCAGUCAUGACUUGGCACAGCAUGAAGGCAAAUGUGGACCGUAUACGAUUUUGAGAUCAAAGUGGAUUGUAUAUGAAGUGAGUACAAUUGGGUUCUAGCAGACAUCAAAACAAAGACGGAGAUCAGGAUUAGCCUUCUAAUCCUUAUCCAACUAUAUUGUUGCUCAUAGCAGAGAUUUGGAGUCUCCGUUUUACUCACUUAUAUUCCUCUUUAAUCCAACAUGGUUGUAUGUGGAAGAAGAGACAUACAGCGCCCUAUGAAAGAUUGGG